This is a messenger RNA of Epinephelus fuscoguttatus (brown-marbled grouper), 3047 nucleotides long. Its product is annotated as UDP-glucuronosyltransferase 2B17-like. Gene Ontology annotation, molecular function: UDP-glycosyltransferase activity. The coding region runs from base 100 to 1683 and encodes 527 amino acids. The record is from RefSeq and is a predicted model, not a curated record. The transcript has 2 exons. NCBI's taxonomy places the organism in Eukaryota, Metazoa, Chordata, Actinopteri, Perciformes, Serranidae.
GGCUUGGUCGUCACAGUUGUAAGUGCAGAUCUGCUGCUUGCUCUGAGACCAAAUCUGGACAGACUGUGAAUCAACACCUUUCAACUCUUCACCUGAAAGAUGAUCCAGUUGAGACUGGUGGCACUGGCUGCACUGCUCUGCUCUCUUCCCAGUGCUGAUGGAGGGAAAGUCCUGGUUGUCCCUGUGGAUGGGAGCCACUGGGUCAACAUGAAGGUCCUCAUCCAGGAGCUGCACUCUAGAGGUCACGAGAUCACAGUGAUCCGGCCCAGAAACAGCUGGUUCAUCAAAGCAGAGUCCCAUCUCUACCAGUCAAUCGACCUUGGUGAUGUUACUGAACAUGAUGCGAGCUUCUUUGAUCAUUUCAUGACAAGAAUGCUACAAUACCGACGGGACUUUCACAUUUCAACUACUGCAUUUUUCAAAGCUGGAGAGGAGACUAUGAAAAUGUUGUAUGAUGCUCACAAAGCUAUGGUUGAUCUAAUGGAAGAGAUAUUUGAGGAUGUUAAACUGAUGCAGUCCUUGCAGGAGGCCAAGUACGAUGUUGUUCUGACUGACCCCUGCUUCGGUGGAGGGGUUCUUCUGGCUCAUCGGUUGGGUGUACCUUUGGUCUUUAAUGUACGAUGGACAAUCAUGGCAGAGGGACAUGGCACAAUUGCCCCCUCUCCCCUCUCAUAUGUUCCCAUACCAGGCGCUGAACUGACUGAUAAAAUGACUUUUUGGCAAAGGGUAAAAAAUGUUGUCUUAGCCUUAUUUGUACUUACAAACCAGGCAAAAGUGCAUGAGUCUCUCUACACACCAUUUGUCCACCGUCAUUUUGGUCCUGAUGUCCACUAUAAUGACCUCGUUCAGGCAGCAGAUAUUUGGUUGAUGAGAACUGACUUCACCUUUGAGUUCCCUCGUCCCACCAUGCCCAACGUUGUCUACAUGAGCGGCUUUCAGUGUAAACCCUCUAAGCCGCUUCCUCAGCAUCUGGAGGACUUUGUCCAGAGCUCUGCAGACCAUGGAGUCAUUAUUAUGAGCUUGGGGACCUUGGUGGGGAGUCUUCCUGAGGAUAUAGCAGAACAUGUGGCUGCUGCUUUUGCCCAGUUACCUCAGAGGGUCAUCUGGAAGCAUGCUGGGAAGAGACCGUCCACCCUGGGCAACAACACCCUACUGCUGGACUGGCUGCCCCAAAAUGACCUCCUAGGACACCCGAAGACCAGAGUGUUUGUGGCCCACGGAGGCACCAAUGGUGUUCAAGAGGCCAUCUACCACGGAGUUCCCAUCGUUGGCCUUCCUCUGAUGUUUGACCAGGAUGAUAACCUGUUCAGGAUGAGAGUGAGGGGUGUUGCCAAAGUGAUGGACAUUGGCACGCUGAACAAAGACAACUUCCUGGAGGCGCUGAAGGCAGUGCUUUAUGAGCCGUCCUACAGGGAGAAUAUGCAGAAGCUCUCCAGGCUGCACAGAGACCAGCCCAUGAAGCCUCUGGACCGAGCCAUGUUCUGGAUCGAGUUUGUCAUGAGACACAAGGGAGCUGCUCACUUAAAGACCAACUCUUACAAGAUGUCUUGGAUUCAGUACCACUCCAUUGAUGUGAUCGCGCUGUUGCUAGUGUCGAGUGUGGUGCUGUUACUGAUUUGUAUUUUGACAGUGAAAUGUUUGUGUUGUAAAGUCUUUGGUUGGAUGAAAGAAAAACGGGACUAACACAGAUACUUAAGUUGCUUGUAGGUGCUUCUGUUGUGUUUUUUAUUGAGAAGGUGAGUUUUUGUCUAACACCAGCAGAAAAGGAAGAAUGAAAAUGGAAAUGAAAAGACUAAUGUGUGAGAUAUCAUCUGCUAUGAGUAACGUUUUGAGAUAAUUUGACUAAAUUGGUGCCGAAUGAAACAAGAGCAAGUUCAGGAGCCACAGCAGCGAUGGAUUUCAUAAAAACCCUGCACUUACAAUAUGACAAACAGAAGAGGGUUUUUGAGAAGGAUAUGUAUUAAAAGAAAAGGAGAAGGAACUUUGCGUCUACUGCUAGCUUAACUAGCACCACAGAGUUAGCUCACACAACAGGCCAGCCAAAGAGGAUGCAUGGUGAUACAGGUGAUGGCCGUAGUUCUGUAGAAAGAAAAUAGUUCCUACAUGAAACUGCUCACAACAACGUCUUUGGAUUAUCUUGAGUUAACCAAGUCAUGAUUUCUGGAAAGAGACAUUGAUGUUGAGUUUGUGUUUUUUCUGGAACUUUGAGCACCACAAGCCAAGUGCCAAUCUAGUCCCAUCAUAUUUGAGAGACGGCAAACAUAUCUACGGCCGAUACCUCCUAUGCAUAAAGCACAAAAUCUGUUUCAAUAAUAAAAAUAAACUUUACUUACAUACAAUAAAUGCAGCAUAAAAUCAAGUAAGAUUUAAAGAGUUGCAGCAGCGUGAAGCGUAAAAAGAGUUUCAGACCUGUAUCGGGACGUCAGAGCUAGUAAAAGGCUAAAGUGAACAGAUAUGUUUUUAGCUUUCUUUUAAAAAUAUUUAGCGAGCUAGCUUCCCUGAUAUCAAUAGGUAGUGUGCUCCGUAGCUUUGGGGCGUCACUGGCAAAGGCUGCUUCCCUGAUCUUCUUCUGGCUGUUUCUGAGAACUUCCAAUAAACCAGCAGCAGAUGAUAACAGUGUUCUUAGAGGCAAAUAGUUAACAACGAAGUUAGCAUUGUAGCUCAGUCCCAGCCCAUGUAGGGCUUUGUAUACAAGGAGGAGCUUAAAAUCAAUUCUAAUUGUAACAGGAAGUCAGUGCAGAGCAGCUCAGACUGGCCUGAUGUGCUCUCUCCUCUUGCUUCUGGUUCAUAGCUGAGCUGCAGAGUUCUGAGUGAGCAAGUCGGCUUGAAAUAAAGGCAUGAAUCAGUUCCUCUGCAUCUUAUUCAUUCAGAAAUGGUUGUACCUUCGUUGUGCUUCUGAGGUGGAAAAAUUAUGUUUUCAUCACCUUGUUAAUGUGGGACAAUAAAAUAUUUACCAAAAGAGAGUUGGCUGUAGGCUUCCAGUCCUGGCAACUGACAUGGCGACUGCACAUCAGUGAAGCGGUGACCUGCCCAAACCCAAUUCCACC